Molecule: messenger RNA, 204 nt
Organism: Phytophthora nicotianae INRA-310
Lineage: Eukaryota; Oomycota; Peronosporomycetes; Peronosporales; Peronosporaceae
Exons: 2
Coding region: 1-204 (67 amino acids)
Source: RefSeq, a predicted model, not a curated record
AUGGCUGUACCAAUUACCGGUUGCAAUUACAUCAUUCCCAGAAGCAUCAUUGAGACGGCGGGUGAUUUCCAGUGUGGUAAGGUGAGCCCAUUCGAUCCAAACGAACCUGACCCCUCCAAACACCACUACCAGAUGGUGGGAGCACACAACCCCAGUAUUCACAGAUCAUUCGCCUGGGACACAGGGCUUAGCUCGCAGGAAUGA